GCACCAGCCACCAGGACAAGUUGCUACGGAAACGGCUGCAUGGCAACCGGCUCUGAGCCUGGGGUCCGUCUGCUGCUACUGCUGCUGCUGCUGCUACUGCCGCCGCCGCCGCCGCCGCCGCUUCUCUGGCUGGCUCAUUCUCCCGCGCGCUUCCUUCCUCGCUAGAUGGUGUGCGAGACACCCGAGACUAGACACGCUCCGGACGCGGCCAGCGAGAAGCUGAGCGAGCGAGAGAAAGCCGAGAGGCGGCAGCGGGAGCAAGAGAGCCGGAGAGGCGACGAGAAGACGCGCGGGCUUGUGCCAGGACAGAGGAAGGCGGCUGCUUUCUGCCUUCGCGCCCGCCCGCCUGCCUGUUUCGCCCGGGGGUCGACGCGAAACUAGAGCCGCGAGCCGGAGCGCAGCCUUCGAGAGGGCAUGGACGUGAUGCUCCUGGUCCAGGGCGCUUGUUGCUCCAACCAGUGGCUGGCCGCGGUGCUGCUCAGCCUCUGCUGCUUGUUGCCCUCCUGUCUCCCCGCCGGCCAAAGUGUAGACUUCCCCGGGACGGCUGUGGAGAACCUGGUGGUCCGGAAAGGGGACACGGCGGUGCUGAGAUGUUACUUGGAAGAUGGAGCUUCAAAAGGUGCCUGGCUGAAUCGAUCAAGUAUUAUUUUUGCAGGAGGAGACAAGUGGUCAGUAGAUCCUCGAGUUUCAAUUGCAACAGCAAAUAAAAGGGAAUACAGUCUCCAGAUACAGAAUGUGGAUGUGUCAGAUGAUGGUCUAUAUACUUGUUCAGUGCAGACCCAGCACACGCCCAGAACCAUGCAGGUGUACUUAACUGUAAAAGUUUCUCCAAAGAUAAGUCAUAUCUCAAAUGAUAUUGUGGCGAAUGAAGGAAGCAACAUCACACUGGCCUGUUUAGCUACAGGGAAACCUGAUCCUUCCAUCUCUUGGAGACAUAUUUCUCCAUCAGCCAAACCCUUUGAAAACGGACAAUACUUGGACAUCUAUGGAAUUACAAGAGACCAAGCUGGGGAGUAUGAAUGUAGUGCUGAAAAUGAUGUCUCAGUUCCAGAUGUGAAAAAAGUAAAAGUCACAGUAAACUUUGCCCCAACAAUUCAGGAAAUAAAAUCCAGUGGAGUCACUCUUGGAGGCACUGGAUUCAUAAGAUGUGAAAGUGCCGGCGUUCCUUCCCCAGCUUUUGAAUGGUACAAAGGAGAAAGAAAAUUGAUCAAUGGGCAACAAGGAAUUACUAUAAACAGCUAUAGUUCAAGAUCAUUUUUAAAUUUCAACAAUGUGACAGAAGAGCAUUUUGGCAACUAUACAUGUGUCGCCGCCAACAAAUUAGGCACAACCAAUGCCAGCCUGCUUCUUAACCAAAUUAUUGAGCCUACCACUACUAGUCGUGUCUCAAGCUCAGCUCCAAGUACAACUCAACUUGGGAUCACUGGGGGCACAGAAGUUCUCUUGUCCUGCUGGUACCUUGUCUUGACACUAUCCUCUUACACCAGCAUAAUGUACCUGAAGAACAUCGUUCUACAAUAAAUGUAAAGAACCAUGAAAAGCUUUUAAGGAUUAUUUGAAAGUGCUGAUGACUGGAUCCAAUCUGGUAGAGUUGGUUAAAAAAAAAAAAAAACACGUCGUGGGAUAUAAUCAGCAGUGCUUAUUUGAGAAUGAUCGCCUUCUGUAGAAUUGCUCAUUAUGUAAAUACUUUAAUUCUACUCUCUUUUUUAUUAGCUGCAUUACCUUGUGAAGAAGUCCACAUUGUCCUUUUUCUUUACCUUUCUCUCUCUUUUUCUUUCUGAAAGAUGUGAAAUUAUUUUUAGAGGAUAUUAAUUGUGAGUUCAUGUUUGUAAUCUACAACGUUUCAAAAGCGUUCAGUCAUGGUCUGCCAAGUUGCGGACAAUAGUUUACAUUAAAAAAAAAGAACCCAAAUAAUUGCAGUUUAAAAAAAACUUUAAG
Molecule: messenger RNA, 1938 nt
Organism: Pantherophis guttatus
Lineage: Eukaryota; Metazoa; Chordata; Lepidosauria; Squamata; Colubridae
Gene: NEGR1
Product: neuronal growth regulator 1
Source: RefSeq, a predicted model, not a curated record